Molecule: messenger RNA, 3147 nt
Organism: Erpetoichthys calabaricus (reedfish)
Lineage: Eukaryota; Metazoa; Chordata; Cladistia; Polypteriformes; Polypteridae
Gene: socs7
Product: suppressor of cytokine signaling 7
Exons: 10
Coding region: 410-2830 (806 amino acids)
Biological process (GO): phosphatidylinositol phosphate biosynthetic process; intracellular signal transduction
Cellular component (GO): phosphatidylinositol 3-kinase complex
Molecular function (GO): 1-phosphatidylinositol-3-kinase regulator activity
Source: RefSeq, a predicted model, not a curated record
AAUGCAAGAAGACAAAAGCCGAGGAGGCACGACAUGUCGCAGCUUCUUGUUGCAGACUGGAGCGCGGCCGGCGGAGGAGCCUUGAAUUUGCGGAAGUGGCGGCGCGGGUGGGGCUCAGUCAGCGCCGAACGGCAGCUCGAAUGUUGAGAUGCGCUCCAGGAAGCCCCCGACACACAGCUUCGCGGCGGCGAUUUGCCUUUAUUAGCCGUGCAUGUAUUUUAUUGAUGUUGCGGAGCUAAUGGGGGGCAGCAUAAGAGAACAGAUUCAUGUCUCUAAUUAAAAGGAGAUCCGUGUCAGCUAUGCUGAAGACGCGAUUGAAAUAGUUUUUUUUUUCUUUUAAGCCAAGGAGGAGAGAAGCUUUUCGAGAGGAUUAUCGAGCAUUAUUACACGCUAUCCUAACAGAAAAAUAAUGAAUGACGGCGCGCAAGAAAUGUCUCCCGACUUCGUUUUGAUGCGCUUGGUUGCCGCCGCCGAAGACGAUCAGUUGGAUCAGGAGAAUGGGAACCUGCCUCGCAGUAACGUCGGCACCGGAUUCAGCCCAGCUGGGCUGCCUCACCAUCAUCAUCAUCACCACCACCACAUUCAUCAUCACCAGUACCACCACCACCACUUUCUGCUCAAAGGCGGAUUUGAACUUGACUUUAGCGGCGCUGUCAACGCGAUCCCUCAGCAACAGAGGCAAGGCCCGGGCUGCCGGCCCGUGACACCUGCCGUGGGGCCGAUGCAGAUCCCAUCUUGUUCACCACCUCUUCCUCUGCCACCGCCACCGCCUCCACCUCCACCGCCGCUGCCACCGGCUCCACUGAGCAGCGGGAUGUCCGAUUUUACUCACCGGCCGAUAAGUGCCGGUCGUCCACAGCUUAUGGUAUUUCGGAACUUGCUGCGCACGGGGGAAGGGAACGGCGACGACGGGCCCGAAGAACACGGCUAUUCACCGGACAGGCCAGCUGUGCCAGGGGCCACCGCUGCAUGCAGUGGAGGAAUGCUGCCGCCACGACCACCAAAACCCCUGUCUCCGAGAUGGCACCUGCACCCACGGGUAAAGCUGACUAGUUCCGGUCCUACGGAGGUCUCCGUGCCCACAGAUUUAUGCCCGCGGCACAGACUAGCCACUGAGCACAGCGACAUCUGCUCCGGGGAUCCCGUCCUCGACCUGGUCACAAAAUUCGGCGAGUUCGGGGUAGAGCAGGCAUCCAAGAUGCUGCUGCAGGCAGGCAGCCUUUCACAUUGCCUCUGUCACGAGCUCUUGGCCCCGGCGAACAUGACAGUCGGGCCCGGGGAGGAUCCAACGGAGACCAGCGAUGCCUUGCUAGUGUUGGAGGGACUGGAAUCCGGUGAUGAUUUGACCAGUGGAAACGACAGCGACCGGGUAGAGGAAUCACCAGGAGCCGGUAUGGCCGGCUUAACCGGACUGGUGUUGCGUCGAGCCGGGGAGAGCUGUUGCCCUGGCUACCGAGAUCCGGCAGUAAUUCAGCAGCGACCCGGGAGCUUGGUGAGCCCUGCCAUCUCCGGGGCGUCCUCCCCAAAUGGCUCCACACUAGAACUCCCGAUGCCCCAGCAGGAGCUCAACCAGAAAUGCCGCGUGGGCCGCUGCGCCAGCUCCCCUCUCGCUGCGGCUACCGGUGGAAUGGAGCAGGACAGGAGCCCGAGGGUGCCGGCCAAAUCUAGGAAAGGCUCCCUCAAGAUCCGCCUGAGUAAACUGUUUAGAACCAAAUCGUGCAGUGGCGGAGCUACCGAGCCGCAGGACAAGCGGCACUCCGUGGAGCUGGUGUCCGUGAGGAGCCUGGGGGACGUGUCGGAUUCGGCCGGCGGGGACCCGGAGGCGGACAGGAAACCCAGGCUGACCCGAACACAAAGUGCCUUCUCUCCAGCCUCCUUCAGCCCUGUUUUCACAGGUGAAACAGUAUCUCUGGUGGAUGUGGACAUCUCCCGACGGGGUCUGAAUUCAACUCAUCCGCCGACUCCACCUCCCCCUCCUCGACGCAGCCUCAGCUUGCUAGAUGAUAUAAGCAGGCCGCAGCCUGGGCCAUUCCUAGACGGCCCUAUGGGGGCCUCCUUCCAGUCUCUCCCUCUGCCUCCUUCUUCUUCCCAUGUUACCCUGCAGCAUAGCAUCAGCCUCAAUGAUACGUUUCUCCGGGUCCUUCCUAUUCCUUCCUCGUUGCAGAGCGAUGUCCAUUCCUCAAGUGUCCAGUCUCUACCACCACAGGCCCUUCACUGUCCUAUAAGCAGGUCUGUGUCUAGUAGCUUUGCUGCUAGCCUGAGAGAGCUGGAAAAGUGCGGCUGGUACUGGGGUCCCAUGACAUGGGAGGAUGCAGAAGUCAAGCUCAAAGGAAAGCCAGACGGCUCAUUUCUUGUCAGAGAUAGCUCAGAUCCCCGUUACAUCUUGAGCUUGAGCUUCCGCUCUCAAAGCAUUACGCACCACACACGUAUGGAGCACUACAGAGGGACCUUCAGCCUCUGGUGCCACCCGAAGUUUGAGGACCGCUGUCAGUCUGUGGUGGAGUUCAUUGAGCGGGCCAUCAUGCACUCCAAAAAUGGCAAGUUCCUCUACUUUCUGCGCUCCAGGGUGCCUGGUCUUCCUCCUACUCCAGUGCAACUCCUCUAUCCUGUUUCCCGGUUCAGCAAUGUCCGUUCUCUGCAGCACCUUUGUCGCUUCCUUAUCCGCCAACUGGUGCGAAUUGACCACCUGCCACAGCUGCCACUGCCUAAGCCACUGCUCACUUACUUGCGUAAGUUCUACUACUAUGACCCCGAGGAGGAGAUCACCCUGUCCCUAAAGGAGGCCCAGGCCGCUUUGAGCCCAGAAUCAGACGCAGAACCUCAAACGUAGUGGUACCUGACCCAUGCAGGUAGAAGACUUGCUGCCUCUUGUGAAGGGACCACAGCAGACCCAACAUGCGGGGAAGCUAACGGGCGACGGCAGUUGCCUCUUGUGGACAGCAUCUGCGACCGACCCUGUGACCCGUGGUGCUGAAACUGGCAAGCGCACCUUAUGCCGUUUUUUUUUUGUUCAAUGUUAUAACAAGGAUUGAGCGAAAGCCCAGUCCAGCCCUCUCCUUACCCCUUAUCCUUGAAGCAUAUGCACUGGAAAUGGGUUUUCCUAAAACAACCCCAUCCCCGUUUGUUUUUUAUUCAAGAUAAUAAUAA